This is a messenger RNA of Exophiala xenobiotica, 2196 nucleotides long. RefSeq lists its product as uncharacterized. Gene Ontology annotation, molecular function: RNA helicase activity; ATP binding; nucleic acid binding. The record is from RefSeq and is a predicted model, not a curated record. Bases 1 to 2196 code for a protein of 731 amino acids. Gene Ontology annotation, cellular component: nucleolus. The transcript has a single exon. Lineage: Eukaryota; Fungi; Ascomycota; Eurotiomycetes; Chaetothyriales; Herpotrichiellaceae.
AUGUCGAAGACGGCGAAGAGAAAAGUAGCCCCGGCAGGACAACUUGCGCGGAAGAAACAGAAAAUUUCUGAACUUGCUGCGAAAGAACCCAUCGGGCGCCCAGCAAUCCGCGGCGAUGCGUUAAGAUGGAAAACAGUCUCAUUGCCUGGCCGACUGGAAGAUGCAGAGGGGUUCUUCGGGCUCGAGGAGAUUGACGACGUCGAUGUCGUUAGAGAUGAAGUCAAUAAUCAUGUCAUGUUCCGACCGAAAUCUGAGGCAGAUGUGGCAGACGAUGCUGCCGCAAACGAAGGGCAGGAAUGGGGAGGAUUCGAUGAUGAGGUGCAACCAUCACAUGCACCUGAAGGACACAAAUCGACUCCUGCGACUAAGGCCUUGAAAGCGUCAAGACCCAAGAAUUCUAUCACAGAGCAAGCGUCGAAGACGAAAUCGACCGAUGACAUCGAGUCUGAUCUGCGUUUCGAUGUCUUGCAGUCGACAACAGCCGAGUCAAAGACUGAUGUAUCAGCGUGGAAGGAUGUCCAGUUACUCCCGACCACCCUGUCACAACUUGCUCGUAUGGGCUUUGCUAAACCCACACCGAUUCAAGCUGCUGCCAUACCAGCGAUCAGACAAGGUCAUGAUGUGAUAGGCAAGGCCGUCACCGGAUCUGGCAAGACCCUGGCAUUCGGAAUUCCAAUCUUUGAGAAUUGGCUUGCCACUCAGACCACUUAUUCAGACAACCAGAAGAAGGCCAAGGAUACUAUCCUAGCUCUUAUUCUUGCCCCUACGAGGGAACUUGCUCUUCAACUCCACAAGCAUUUGAAUGAAUUAUGCAUCGGCUUGGAUCACUUUCCCCGAGUCACCGCUGUGACCGGUGGAUUGUCCAUCCUCAAACAACAGCGACAGUUGGAAUUUGCAGACAUUGUGGUGGCAACUCCUGGCCGAUUUUGGGAGGUCAUGAACGACACCUCUACAAAUCACGACACCGACAUCUUGUUGGACCGCCUCAAAAAGAUCAAGUUUUUGGUGGUCGAUGAAGCCGAUCGAUUACUGAGUGAAGGACAUUUCAAGGAGGUCGAAAACAUACUUGAUGCCCUUGAUCGCGAAGUCAUCGAAGAGGAUGCGAAAGAACACGUCGUCAAAGGCUCGCCCAAGUCUCACCGACAAACGCUUGUUUUCUCUGCCACCUUCCAUAAAGGCCUGCAGCAGAAGCUGACGGCAAAGGUCAAACCUGGAAGCCGGAUGAACAAUGAUUUGCUCAACAAUCAGCAGUCAAUGGAGUAUCUACUUCGAAAGCUCUCAUUCCGUGAAGCUAAGCCCACUUUUAUCGAUGUCAAUCCUGCAACUCAAAUGGCAUCAGCCUUGUCCGAGUCCAUUGUGGAGUGCGCCGCAAUGAAGAAGGAUCUCUAUCUUUACACUCUGCUGAUGCAGAAUGCCACCGCGAAGACGCUAGUCUUCACUAAUAGUAUCUCCGCAGUGCGAAGACUGGUUGGGUUUCUGCAAAAUCUGAAACAGCCGGCAGUCGGGCUGCAUUCGACCAUGCCUCAGAAAUCGCGGUUGCGGUCGUUGGAGAAGUUUGCUUCUCAACGUACAGUACUCGUGGCGACCGAUGUUGCAGCUCGCGGUCUCGACAUCAAGGGCAUUGAUUUGAUCAUCCACUACCACGUCCCGCGUACUGCAGACAUGUAUGUACACCGGUCUGGAAGAACUGCUCGCGCAGACACUUCUGGCCGGUCGAUCCUACUUUGUUCGCCUGACGAGGUUGCUGGUGUGACAAGGCUGAUUAUUGAGGUGCACAAGACGGACAAGGCGCCUGAAGUUGCGGAGAUAGAUGGUCGGCUGACCAAGAGGCUGGUAGAUCGCGUGAGUUUGGCCCAUAGAAUUACCGAUGCGACCCUGGCCAAGGAGAAGACGAACAGCAAAGAUGAAUGGCUACGAUCCGCUGCGGAGGAAUUGGGCGUCGACUACGACAGUGACGAGUUCGAAAGUCAGGGCCAAAGAGGGCAACGUGGCAGAGGUGGAGGGAACGCCAAGAAGGAGAAAGAGAAGGCUGCUGUCAGAAAAGACCAGAUCUCCCGGUGGCGGACAGAGUUACAGAGCUUGCUGGAUAAAAGGAUCAAUCUGGGUGUCAGCGAAAGAUAUCUGGCUGGUGGCAGAGUUGAUGUGGAUGCUUUGCUGGAUGGUAAAGUUGAUGGAACGUUUCUGGAAGGACGAUGA